AUGGAUCGCCGCAUUACUCGCUCUGCAGCCCGGGCGGCUGCUGCUUCAAUCGCAAAAGAGGAAGACGGCCUUUCUAUCACACAAGCGCCAAGCACUUCUACAGUGACCAAACGAAAGCGUCUCCGUCUCAAUCCCACUGACACAUCCAAUACACACAGUUCACUUAACAUGCGCAAAACAACUGCAAGUAUUGAAAAGGCGUCAUCCAAUGAUACAAACCAAGCAAUCAAGCAAGAGAAGCCAGUGUUGCAACCAGCCUUGUUUGAUGAACUUCCUCACAACCUAGGACCUAUGUCAUGCAAGUUGUCUGCAGCAACAGGUCCUGCAUUCUCGAUUGCUGGAUCUGACAAAGAAAACCAAUCUCUGAAGCGAGAUAAAGUUGACACCGUGGCUACUGAGCUCCAAGACACUGUCAACAAGGCCAUCACUCAGUCAAAGGAAGAAUCAUUGAAAGAACCAAAGGCCCAACCUACCCCAAACGGCAGGAAGCCCAAAAAGAAUACUUAUGGUCUAACGCCCGGCCGCUCACCUUUCCCUGAACUGGUUCGACCAACCUCCGAAGAGUGUGAACAGGUCAACCGGCUUCUUUCCAGCAUUCAUGGCGUAGUGACAGCUCCAGAAACCAUCCCAGAGCCAUCCCUAACAGUCACCGGCUGUGGUGAAGUCCCAUCUGUUCUAGAUGCUUUGAUCCGUACUCUUCUCAGCGGGGCCACCACCGGCAAUAAUUCUGCCAUGGCCUUUGGUGGGCUUGUAGAACGAUUCGGUAUUCUCUCGGAAGGGAUCGGAAAAGGAAGUGUCAACUGGGAGGCUGUACGACAGGCCACUGUGAAAGAUGUGUUUGAAGCGAUCAAAUGUGGCGGUUUAGCCGACAUCAAGAGCAAAAAUCUGAAAGCCAUCCUCGACAUAGUUCAUGAGGAUAACCAGGCGCGCCGAGCCACGUUGCUGGAUUCUGAGUCCACAAAGGACACAGUCUCCAAUAUGCUGCCUGAGAAGGCCGAGAAGGAUAAGCAAUAUGAAAUUGCAUGCGCAGACCAGAAUUUCCUUUCCCUCAAUCAUCUCCACAAUCUCACCACCGAAGAAGCGAUGACCCAUCUGAUCAAAUAUCCCGGGAUCGGACCCAAAACAGCCGCUUGCGUGAUCCUGUUCUGCCUCCAGCGGCCCUGUUUCGCUGUUGACACACACAUCUUCCGACUCUGCCGCUGGCUGGGGUGGAUCCCCCCUCGUGCCAAUGAGGUGACUGCUUUCAGCCACCUGGAAGUGCGCAUUCCCAACCAUUUGAAGUAUUCCCUCCACCAGUUAUUCAUUCGGCAUGGAAAGAGCUGUCCCCGUUGCCGAGCAGCUACCGGCGCAUCCAGUGCUGGCUGGGCAGACGGCUGUGUGAUUGAUCACCUACUGGUUCGUGAUGGCAAGCGGAAGGGCCCUGCUCCGGCGGUGGUUUCUAAGAAGAAACCAGCUGGCAGUAAGGCCACGAAUAAUCGCAAGAGAAAGAAUCACGACUCGGGAGAGGAAACUGAGGGAAGUGAGGAAAGUGACUUCUCACUUUCCGACAGUAUAAGUGACGAAUGA
Molecule: messenger RNA, 1566 nt
Organism: Penicillium paradoxum
Lineage: Eukaryota; Fungi; Ascomycota; Eurotiomycetes; Eurotiales; Aspergillaceae
Product: endonuclease III domain-containing protein
Exons: 1
Coding region: 1-1566 (521 amino acids)
Biological process (GO): base-excision repair
Molecular function (GO): catalytic activity
Source: RefSeq, a predicted model, not a curated record